UUGCAGCACAGAUCACUUCCCAAAACAAGAUUCCUAAAGAGCUGAAGCCAGACAAAUAGCUGGCCAGCUGCGAUAUUUACUAUGUAGCAGCUAGCCAACGAGCAAGCUAACGUUGGUUCAACCAGCAAGAUGAACGCAUUUUGCUGCCUGACAACCAUUCAGUUGCAUGGCACUAUGUACAGUAAGGCUAGCUAACAUAUUUCAUUUGGUUUGUGUCCUUAGGUUGACAAGCUAACUAGCUACCUAAAUGGCUAGCUAGGCGUCAUCAGUAUUUAGAUCUGGUGGUACUGGUAGCUAGUCCGUAUUGGUCGAGUGUGCUUUUGAAAACGAGCGAUGGAAGGAGUUCUCUACAAAUGGACGAACUACAUGACAGGGUGGCAGCCUCGCUGGUUCGUCCUGGACGAUGGGAUCCUCUCCUACUACGACUCACAGGAGGAUGUGUGCAAAGGCAGCAAGGGCAGCAUCAAGAUGUCUGUCUGUGAGAUCAAAGUCCACCCCUCAGACAGUAGUCGCGUGGAGCUGAUCAUCCCAGGAGAGCAGCACUUCUACGUGAAGGCAGUGAACGCUGCAGAGAGACAGAGGUGGCUGGUGGCACUGGGCAGCUCCAAGGCUGGAUUACUGUACACAGGCAGCACCAUGGAGAGAGAGCUGACAGAAAGGACAGACAGUCUGAGGACUAAGAUGUCGGAGCUGCGCCUCUACUGUGACCUCCUGGUGCAGCAGGUGCACACGCUCCAGCACUCGGCCACACCCAUCCGCGACCCUCUCUCUCCCUCUCUCCAGACCAGACAGGAGGCAUCGUCUCUGCUGAGGGCUACCUGCAGCACCUUUCUAAGGACCCUGGAGGAGUGUAUGACCCUCGCCAACACCACCUCACCCCCCCCGCCAGACUCCCUCUCCCCUGUCUCGCCCUCCCCCCUGCUGAUGGCCCCCCGGAUGAAGCGGUCCAUCAGUCACCCAGGAACAUACAGCUCUGACCGGUCUGGCCAGCGCAGGACCAGAACCUGCUCCGACACCGAGGCUGCCUGUCCCCACCCUGCUGGACACACUGACCGAGCGUUGCCGGGGGCGUUGCCGUGCCUGAAACCCAGUGUGAAUGGAGACUCCGCCCCCUGCAUCCCGGAGGAGAGUAGGGGAGGGGCCAGUCCCAGAGCCACGCCCGACACAGAUGCCCACGAGACGGACGUGUCCAUCUAGAAGUGACCGCCCUGCCGACGCGCCUGUUCUGUCCCUCACACCACUGAGCCUGCUACCAUUAUGACAGACGCUGUACCAACAGACGGGUGUUACGUGCUUUUCUGUCCCCUGCCAGCCCUUGCCGGUCACGUUGACAACAGUUCCCUCCGUGUCGGCGUCACAGGGAUGUCUGUCCCCUCUGAUAGUGUGUCACAGUCAUUGGGGUCCCCCUCUGAAGUAUUGUAGGAGUUCCUGUGGAAGCGUGUCCCUGCACUUUAAGAACAUGGAUGGACACUGUCGUCCUUUCUGAAUGUUUUUAGAAUCAGUAGAAGAUGUGGGAUGCAGGUCACUGAGACCAGAAUUCUGUGCCAAGGACCCUGAUGGAAAUGUCAAAGCCUUGGCAUGACAUGCAUACACACACUUUACUCACACACACACACACACUGUAUUACUGAGUCCCAGACACACGCGUGUGUAUUUUGUUGCUUUAGUGCAGGUCUCUCCUGCCCAACUAUGAAGGAGAUGUCUAAAUGAACAUCCUCAGCUUAAUGUUUUAAAUAAAAACUUGUCUGUCAA
This is a messenger RNA of Hypomesus transpacificus, 1752 nucleotides long. It is a transcript of the gene plekha3, whose product is annotated as pleckstrin homology domain containing, family A (phosphoinositide binding specific) member 3. Gene Ontology annotation, cellular component: early endosome; recycling endosome; trans-Golgi network. The record is from RefSeq and is a predicted model, not a curated record. Gene Ontology annotation, biological process: retrograde transport, endosome to Golgi; receptor recycling; endosome organization. NCBI's taxonomy places the organism in Eukaryota, Metazoa, Chordata, Actinopteri, Osmeriformes, Osmeridae.